Scutellospora calospora is the source of this 1041-nucleotide messenger RNA. The record is from the annotation of a GenBank genome assembly. Lineage: Eukaryota; Fungi; Glomeromycota; Glomeromycetes; Diversisporales; Gigasporaceae.
AUGGGUCACAGGCAAUCAAAAAGCGCAAUAUCGAACGGUAAAAAUAAAUUAAGUACCAACAAAGUGGAAAAGAAAAAGAAAUUUCGUUCUUUACGUUCUCCUUCGAAUAUUCAAAUUUUAACCAUUGACGAAAGUUUAAAUGAAACUUGGCGUUUUACUGGUAGUGGUAAACGAAUCCAUAGUGCAAAAACUUCUAAAUUAUUUAAUUCCAUCUCUGAUAAAGAAAUUGAAAGAUUACAAAGACAACAUUGGUUCUUUAAACGUAUUUGGCAAAGUAAUUAUUCGGCUCCUGUUGAAGAGAAAUUAAAAGCUGGUGGUGCUAAAGUUCUUGAUAUUGGAUGUGGUCCUGGUACUUGGACAAUCGAAAUGUCUGAAAUGUACGAACAAUCUACUUUUACUGGUGUAGAUUUCGUUUCUGCUUUUUCUAAAGAAAUGGAACCUGAAAAUGUCAAAUUUAUUCAAGCAAAUAUACUUGAUGGUCUCCCAUUUUUGGAUGAUACUUUUGAUUUUGUUCAUAUGGGUUUAUUAGUAACUGCUUUCACUGCCACUGAAUUUAAUGAAAAAGUUAUUCCCGAAAUUGUAAGAGUUACUAAGCAAGGUGGUUGGAUAGAAUUUAUGGAAAGUGAUAUACAUUAUUUUAAUGAAGGUCCUACAACUAUGAGAUUAACAAAUGCAUUAACUUCGUUCAUGAAGUCAAAGAAAAUAUUGGAACCAUUGAAUUCAUAUAUUCCCCAAUCUAUGGAAGAUAACGAUAAAAUACAAAAAGGCAUCCAAACUGAAGAAAAGACUUGCUUUGUUGGAUCAUGGGCAGGUGACCUUGGUAAAAUGGCUGUAGAAGAUAUCUCUAACGGAUGGACUGCGAUUAAAGCCCCAUUAUCUAAAGCUAUGAAAUUAAAGUCUCAAGAAUAUAAUGAAUUGGUUGUCACUUUUACAAAAGAAGUCGAACAAAAUAAAAAUUCUUUCAAGACUUGGCGAUUUUUUGCUCAAAAGAUUGGUACUAUGUCAGUACCUGACAUAACUACUACUUCAUUACAACAAUAA